Ochotona princeps (American pika) is the source of this 4157-nucleotide messenger RNA. RefSeq names its product dual serine/threonine and tyrosine protein kinase (gene DSTYK). Gene Ontology annotation, biological process: protein phosphorylation. Gene Ontology annotation, molecular function: ATP binding; protein kinase activity. NCBI's taxonomy places the organism in Eukaryota, Metazoa, Chordata, Mammalia, Lagomorpha, Ochotonidae. The transcript is spliced from 13 exons. The record is from RefSeq and is a predicted model, not a curated record. The coding region runs from base 256 to 3039 and encodes 927 amino acids.
GAGGCCCUGCGGGGACUGCGUCCCCCUGUCAUCCUUCCCUCACGCUCCUAGAGAGGGGGUGAGGAAGGUUCCGAUCGCGGCGCACUGCGGCUGGGUUUGUUUGCCUCGGCCGUGACGGAUGGUGGAAGCUCGGCCGACUUCAGGCGGGGGCGUCUGGAGGCGGAUUCCUCCUCCCUAAAGCCCUGGGGGGCGGGGAGGAGGGAGGCCGGGCCAGUGGCUGGGGAUCGAGCCGCAAACACUGAGCGCGCGGAGGAGAUGGAGGGCGACGGGGUGUCGUGGGGCGGCGAGCCCGUGUCGGGUCCCGGCCCCGGCGGCGGCGGAAUGAUCCGCGAGCUGAUCCGGGGCUUCGGUCGCUACCGCCGCUACCUGGGCCGGCUGAGGCAGAACCUGCGCGAGACCCAGAAGUUCUUCCGCGACAUCAAGUGCUCCCACAACCACAGUUGUCCCUCCUCCCCCACUGGCGGCGACGGGGCCGAGCCUGGCCCUGCUGGCGAUGUCGCCGAAAUCGGGCUGCCGGCUGGCCAGCUGAACUGUAUUUUCUUCCCACCUGAGGAAGAAAAGUACCUCCAGCAGACUGUGGACUGCCUCCCCUGCAUCUUGAUCCUGGGCCAGGACUGUCAUGUCAAGCGCCAGCUGUUGAACCUGCUGUUGGGGAUACAGGUGCUUCCCACCACCAAGCUGGGCAGUCAUAAGAGCUGCAAGUUACGGCGCCUCCGCUUCACCUAUGGGACUCAGACUCGGGUCAGCCUGGUGCUGCCUGGACAUUAUGAACUGGUGCACACACUGGCUGCCCACAAGGGCAACUGGGAGACCAUCCCCGAGGAGGACCUGGAGGUCCAAGAGGACAGUGAGGAUGCUGCUCACGUCUUAGCUGAACUGGAAGUGACGAUGCGCCAUGCGCUGUUACAGGAAGUGGACAUCAUGGUAGCACCGUGCCAAGGCCUCCGGCCCGCAGUGGAUGUUCUGGGCGACUUGGUGAAUGAUUUCUUGCCUGUGAUAACCUAUGCACUCCAUAAGGAUGAACUCUCUGAGAGGGAUGAGCAAGAGCUUCAGGAAAUCCGAAAGUAUUUCUCCUUUCCUGUGUUCUUUUUCAAAGUGCCAAAGCCAGAGAUAAUAGACUCCUCCCCAAGGAGAGCAGAGAGUGAGAGAGCCCCACUUUAUCGCCAGCUAAUCGACCUGGGCUAUCUCAGCAGCAGUCACUGGAACUGUGUGUCCCCCAGCCAGGAUACGAAACCUCAGAGCAUGUUGGUGGAGCAGGUCGAGAAGCUGCGACACUUGAGUACAUUUUCUCAUCAGGUGCUACAGACUCGCCUGGUGGAUGCCGCCACGGCCCUGAACCUGGUACAUUGCCACUGCCUCGAUAUCUUUAUUAACCAGGCCUUCGACAUGCAGCGGGACCUGCAGAUCACUCCCAAACGCCUGGAAUAUACUCGAAAAAAGGAGAAUGAGUUGUAUGAAUCACUCAUGAAUAUUGCCAAUAGAAAGCAGGAGGAAAUGAAGGAUAUGAUUGUUGAGACACUUAACACCAUGAAGGAGGAACUUCUAGAAGAUGCAACCAACAUGGAAUUUAAAGAUGUCAUUAUCCCUGCGAAUGGAGAACCAGUGGGUACCAGAGAGAUCAAAUGCUGCAUCCGACAGAUCCAGGAACUCAUCAUCUCCCGGCUUAACCAAGCCGUGGCCAACAAGCUGAUCAGCUCAGUGGAUUACCUACGUGAGAGCUUCGUUGGGACCCUGGAGCGCUGUCUGCAGAGCCUGGAGAAGUCUCAGGAUGUCUCUGUUCACAUCACCAGUAAUUAUCUCAAACAGAUCUUGAAUGCCGCCUAUCACGUGGAAGUCACAUUUCACUCGGGGUCCUCUGUUACAAGGAUGCUAUGGGAGCAAAUCAAGCAGAUCAUCCAGCGUAUCACAUGGGUCAGCCCACCUGCCAUCACACUGGAGUGGAAGAGGAAGGUGGCCCAGGAAGCCAUUGAGAGCCUCAGUGCCUCCAAGCUGGCCAAGAGCAUCUGCAGCCAAUUCCGAACUCGGCUCAACAGUUCUCAUGAGGCGUUUGCAGCCUCCUUGCGGCAGCUGGAAGCUGGCCACUCUGGUCGCCUGGAGAAAACUGAGGACCUGUGGCUGAAGGUUCGCAAGGAUCACGCCCCGCGCCUGGCCCGCCUCUCUUUGGAGAGCCGUUCUCUACAGGAUGUCCUGCUCCAUCGUAAACCUAAACUGGGACAGGAACUGGGCCGGGGCCAGUAUGGUGUGGUAUACCUGUGUGACAACUGGGGAGGUCACUUUCCUUGUGCCCUCAAGUCCGUUGUCCCUCCAGAUGAGAAGCACUGGAACGAUCUGGCUCUGGAGUUUCACUACAUGAGGUCUCUGCCAAAGCACGAGCGGUUGGUGGAUCUGCACGGCUCUGUCAUCGACUAUAACUACGGCGGAGGCUCCAGCAUCGCUGUGCUGCUCAUCAUGGAACGGCUGCACCGGGACCUCUACACAGGGCUGAAGGCGGGGCUGACCCUGGAGCCACGGUUGCAGAUAGCCCUGGAUGUGGUGGAGGGAAUCCGCUUCCUGCACAGCCAGGGACUGGUUCAUCGUGACAUCAAACUGAAAAAUGUGCUGCUGGACAAGCAGAACCGGGCCAAGAUUACCGACCUAGGAUUCUGCAAGCCAGAGGCCAUGAUGUCAGGCAGCAUUGUGGGGACACCAAUCCACAUGGCCCCUGAGCUGUUCACAGGGAAGUACGAUAAUUCCGUGGAUGUCUACGCCUUUGGGAUUCUUUUCUGGUAUAUCUGCUCAGGCUCUGUCAAGCUCCCAGAGGCAUUUGAGAGGUGUGCCAGCAAAGACCACCUGUGGAACAAUGUACGGAAAGGAGCCCGCCCAGAACGUCUCCCUGUGUUUGAUGAGGAGUGCUGGCAGUUGAUGGAAGCCUGCUGGGAUGGUGACCCCUCUAAGAGGCCGCUCCUGGGCAUCGUCCAGCCCAUGCUCCAGGGCAUCAUGGACCGACUCUGCAAGUCGAGUUGUGAGCGGCCAAACAGAGGACUAGAUGAUUCCACCUGAAAGCAAAGACCUUCCUUUUCAUUAUUUCCUUCCUUCCCCUCACCUUUUGGCCAUGGGGAGAAUUUGACAUUAGUUUGUGAAGAGGAACUCCCAAGGAAAUUGGCACUUGGCUGGGCAGCCAGAGGUCUUUCCCAGCAGAGACAGUGAGGAGUUGGAUGGCUGUUGGGGGCAGUCGGCAGGUCCCCAGUGUCCCAAGCAAUCCUGACAUCAAGAAGAUCGUCUCAAUGUGUGAAAGCUGAAGAAUGGGACAGCUGGGCCACCAGGCCAAGAAGGAGGCAGAGGUUACCGUUGCAUACUCACCAUGUCUGUUAAAGACCGCGAGUGGGACUCUGCAGGGGCAAUAGUACUGAAAACUAUCCUUGUCAUGAUUCCAGCUCAGCUAGGACUAGUCAGAUUCUGCCCAGUGGUCAGGAGUGCUAGACGGCUAGGCUGAGUCCGGCAUUGUGGGGCCAUGGGCCCACCUUAGGGAGGCCUGGUUCUUGCUCUCAGGGGCCAGGGGUCCUGGCUGCGGUGGUCAGAGCAGGAAACACAGCUGUGUGCUCCUCCUAGUGCCGGUGUUUACACUUACAGGGCCUUCUGGGGGAAGGGUUCGCUAUUAGAUCACCUAGAGGCCACAAAAACACAAAGAAAAAAGGAAGUGUGUGCACAUAUAUGUAUAGAAAUAUAAGCUAUGGGAUUUGGAGUUACUGCUAACCUCAGAACAGAAUCUGGUCUGUCAGCCAUUAGAACUCUCCCCACCCCACACCUUGUGAUCCUUCGAUGGGAAAGCUUCAGGUAACAUGGUACCUGGGAGUGAGCAAGCAGGUCCAGCACUUUGUACAGUGUGUAGAGGAGAUUCGAGAAGCAGUAUGAACUGCAGUACAUGGCCUGCGUACAAACCCACGGGAAGUGCACCAGCAGGCUUUGACAACUAAUCAGAAACUUCUUUUUUGUCUAACAAACUGACAUUUUUAAACCAUGUUUGAUAGGCAUUCUAACAAAAGUUCCUUCUGCAAGUUGUCCCUUCUUAUCUUCUUAUAAUGAUAAUCUGUGAGUGGAAGCAAGAUCAGUGGAGGAGAGUGCUUCUCCACUGCCACCUGUUAGCUACCGGAAAACCCUCCCUUCCAGGUGGGAGCUGG